AUGCCGCUUCGGAAUCCCUUCGCGCGCCGGCCUGGCGUUGCCGUGACCCAGGACGAGAACGUCCGCCCCGGUUCCGACGCCGGUAAUACUGACCCUGCCCAUCUUGGCUUCGAGAGGGUAAACACGGUCGGUUCUAGAGCCUCGUCGGCCUUCAGCAUCCGCAGCAACAAGAAGGGUCCAGAUACUGGCGAAUACAAGAUGAGUGUGGUCAAUGGCAGUGGUGUAUACUUGCCGCCGUCCCCCGUCGAGAAAGAAGCGAUUUGGCCCAGGAAAUACCUGUCGCGCAACUCCACCGACACAAGGAGCAGUGUUCCCGAGAUUGAACACUUCUCCAUCUCCAGAGAGUCCUUUGACUCCUAUAGGAGGUCCUUUGACAUUUCCGCAAAGAGCCCCAUAUCUCCCACAUCUCCCACCACGGGCAAUUUCACUUUCGCCCCGCGGCAGAGUCUCGACUCGGCUAGGUUCCCACGCAUGCCGCGACAGUCGAUGCUAAGUGAGCGCCGCUUCAGGCGGGACUUUUCUAAUACUCCGGAAGAGAGCUUCGAAGAGGUCGGCCUUAACGACGACAAGCAACAGGCCCAGCCGGCCAAGAGGCGCGGCUUCUUCUCCAAGUUUGGCUCCGAUGCCCCUGAAAACGCCACCCCUCUGAAAGAGAAGGAGAACGGGCAAGCCAUGUCGCGAUUCCUCCCCGGCCGGAAGCGGGGACAGAGCGGACAAGGGGCAGAACUUAUGCCUGUUGCUGACCGACCAUCCACCGCCACCACCUUGCAAGAACAGGAGGUGCAGUCAUGA
This is a messenger RNA of Neurospora tetraspora, 792 nucleotides long. RefSeq lists its product as uncharacterized. The record is from RefSeq and is a predicted model, not a curated record. The transcript has 4 exons. Bases 1 to 792 code for a protein of 263 amino acids. NCBI's taxonomy places the organism in Eukaryota, Fungi, Ascomycota, Sordariomycetes, Sordariales, Sordariaceae.